Molecule: messenger RNA, 1473 nt
Organism: Aspergillus niger
Lineage: Eukaryota; Fungi; Ascomycota; Eurotiomycetes; Eurotiales; Aspergillaceae
Exons: 9
Coding region: 1-1473 (490 amino acids)
Biological process (GO): transmembrane transport
Cellular component (GO): membrane
Molecular function (GO): transmembrane transporter activity
Source: RefSeq, a predicted model, not a curated record
AUGGCUCAGGUUGAGCUCGGUGACCAGGAGACGAGCCUCAGCACUGGAACUGAGGAGCAUGAGCGCCAGAAUGACUAUGAGGUUUGCUGGGAGGAGGACGAUCCGGCGAACCCGCACGCCAUGGCAUCGAAGCGCAAAUGGGUCAUCGUGAGUCUAGUAUGCACCAUGACAGUGUGCGUAUGCGUCACCAGCUCGCUCUACACGACGACAUACAAUCAGAUCAUGGCAGAAUUUCAUUGCUCUAGGUCCGUCGCAACCCUCGGAUUGAGUUUCUACAUUGCUGGACUGGGAUGGGGACCUUUAGUGAUGAGUCCAUUGUCGGAGUUCUACGGCAGAAGACCCAUCUACCUCGUUUCGCUUCCUCUAUACGUCGUCUUUCUUAUACCCUGUGCUGCUGCCCACAACAUCCAGACAAUGUUAGUUGCGAGGUUCUUAGAUGGACUCGCGGGGGCGGCAUUCACCUCGGUCGCGGGGGCUACCGUGGGCGACAUGUACACCAAAAGCACCCUGCAUACUCCUAUGCUGCUAUACACAGCUUCACCAUUCACGGGGGCCAGCAUAGGACCCAUCCUGGGCGGGCUAAUAAAUACUUGGGCCUUAUGGAGGUGGUCUUUUUACUUCUUACUCAUUUGGUCAAGCAUCCAGUCUAUUCUUGUCAUUAUCUUCGUUCCGGAGACAUACGCGCCAGUGCUGCUUCGAAACAGGGCUCGCAAAUUGCGGCAGGAAACCGGCGACGAUCGAUGGAUAGCAGCAAUUGAAAAGCUGGAAAGAUCUGUCUUCAAGACAGUCCUUCAUUCCCUGUAUCGACCAUUCAUGCUACUUUUCCUGGAGCCGAUGUGUCUCAAUCUCUGCUUACUUUCGUCCAUUGCUCUAGGCGUCCAAUAUCUCUUCUUUGGAGCAUUCGGGGUUGUGUAUGGCAAUGCGUAUAAUUUCGGAUCAUGGCAGUCGGGACUGGCAUUCACUGGUCUCCUGGUAGGGAUGAUCAUGGCGGUCUUGAUUGACCCAUGGUGCUGCAAACUAUACCCCUACUUCUCCCGCGGUCACAAAGAGGAAGGAAAUAAUGGGAGCAAUGAGCCGGAAACUCGUCUACCCCCCGCUGUCAUCGGAGCUCCACUCAUGACGAUCGGGUUAUUCUGGUUUGGAUGGACAGCCUUGCCCUCAGUCCAUUGGAUUGUACCUAUCAUCGGAAGCGCCGUGUUUGGAGCCGGAAUGAUCUUCGUAUUUCAAGGUGUCUUUACCUUUUUCGUGGAUGCGUAUCCAUUGUAUGCAGCCAGUGCUCUUGGUGCCAAUAGCUUUACCAGGAGUACCUUUGCAGCUGCUUUCCCUCUCUUUGGCGUGGCGAUGUACCAUAAGUUGGGCGAUCAGUGGGCUACAUCCCUGCUUGCUUUCCUGAGCCUUGCUAUGGCUCCGUUUCCAUACAUCUUCUUCAGAUACGGAAAGAGGAUUCGGAGCAGGAGUCGCUUUGCGGCCUAA